AUGUCGGAAUGUACUAUCGCAUCGUCUGAGAUCGGACGACUGGAAAUGAGCGAUGACAUACCUGACAAGACAAUCUACAAACCACUACCAGCGGGCGAGUUUAUUCGCGUGUUAAAACUCCAAUCUGGCGAAACCGAUCAAGGCAUUGAGUGCAGCCUCAAAAUCAUUGGCAUCGAAGAAUCCAAAGGCUCAUAUGAAGCCAUAUCGUACGUUUGGGGCGACCCCAACGACACUGUCGAUGUACGGUGUAAUGGACUGCGAGUAGCUAUCACUGUCAGCCUCGCAGAUGCAUUUCGGAACUUCCGACACACGACUGAGCCUCGACUACUAUGGGCGGAUGCUCUCUGUAUCAACCAGAAAGACGACAGAGAGAAGGGACAUCAGGUCAAGAGAAUGGGCGAAGUCUACGCCAACGCAAAACGCACACUUGUUUGGCUUGGUCGCGAUGAUCAAAAUAUCGCUAUCGAUGCGUUUGCUAUCAUUCUUGAGGCGAACGCAUACUUUCAGGACUCGUUCUUGCAGGCAGACCAAAUGAUCCACCAAAUGGUCCGCUUUACCAAACCGUACCCUAUUUGUAUGGAUACGAAACGAUGGUUAGGAGUCAAGAGAAUCUUCGAAUUUCCUUGGUUCAGACGAGUAUGGACUGUCCAAGAAGUCGCCAUCGCCAAAGAAGGUUGUUUGUUUUGGGGCCCGAUCAGCAUCGAUAUUGCUGACGUGUUGGAAAUAUGCACGUGGAUGAACAGACGCCCAGAAUUCAAGGAAACUAUCCGGACUACUAUUGGGGUUGUCAAAUCUCUGAAAACAGAAAACAUGUAUCCCUAG
Molecule: messenger RNA, 822 nt
Organism: Alternaria hordeiaustralica
Lineage: Eukaryota; Fungi; Ascomycota; Dothideomycetes; Pleosporales; Pleosporaceae
Exons: 1
Coding region: 1-822 (273 amino acids)
Source: RefSeq, a predicted model, not a curated record